This is a messenger RNA of Lachnellula hyalina, 1461 nucleotides long. RefSeq lists its product as uncharacterized. Gene Ontology annotation, biological process: metal ion transport; transmembrane transport. Gene Ontology annotation, cellular component: membrane. Lineage: Eukaryota; Fungi; Ascomycota; Leotiomycetes; Helotiales; Lachnaceae. The transcript has 3 exons. Gene Ontology annotation, molecular function: metal ion transmembrane transporter activity. The coding region runs from base 1 to 1461 and encodes 486 amino acids. The record is from RefSeq and is a predicted model, not a curated record.
AUGGCUUCCUCACAUUCUUCACCAAGCUCGUCGCAAUUCAGUACUUAUACCCCGGAUCCUCCCCCUGCUCUUCCUCCUCAGCCGGGUCGAAUUGAGAGUGUUCCACUUCCUGUAGAGCAUCAACCAGAUUCUGGCUUCAGCCACUUCCUACACCGCAAAAGACCAACCCAUAUCUCUCUCCAAGACUGGGAGCACCAUGUUACCCCGCCAUACCACGACUACAUCCACCAGCUCGUGGCAGCAGGAUGGACAAAUCUACAAGAUUUAGACAAUUACAUGACUACGAACGCUACUCGGAAAGGUCUAGUAGUGUCGGUCCUAGAUUUAUUUGAUUCCAAGCGGAAAGAAUGGCCGGAUAUCUACAGCGAGCUGGAUCUGAAGAACUUCAUGAGCCAUACCAGCCGAAAGGAUGCGAAAGUGCGGUUUUAUAUGGCUGAGUACCAGGGUAUUCCUUCUCCAGCCUUGAUUGAAACUCUGGGGAGCUCUUUGAACCUGGAUCCGCGAUUCUUCCAAUGGAUUAUCCAUAGCAGAGGGCACAUCUUCACGCCUUCGCAGAGGCAUAAUGCCCCAUAUCAAGCUCUUGGGUUUGGGGUCUUGAGGGAGACUACGCCGUCCAUGACAGAUGCCGAGAAGUUCAAGGUCAUGGCAUAUAUUCAGCCUGAUGAAACCGGCAUAGGAUGGACAGGAAUCGUCCUUUUCAGCUCUUGCACCAAACACAACAUAUCAAGCCGAGUCCUCCAACCUCCCCCAUCCUUCCAAUCUCCGCGCCCCGCGUCUACAACACUCAAACCAAAAUCGAUCCGCCAAUUGUACCUAGAAUCUUUCGAAUACCUCGAUCUCGCACAAGCAGCCGCCUCCCCUUUUUACGCCACAUCUAAUCUCUUCCGCAUCAACUGUUUCUGCUGGAACCAAAUAAUAACUGCUAUCCGCGAGCAGGACCGGCUGAUCAAUGGCAUAUCAGACACGUCAAUUGGGCAUGUAGAGGAGAUUAAGAGAUCUUUGGCUAUUGUGCAGAGAGGUGGGAGUUUUAUUUGGGCUGGGAAAGACGAGAAAGCUACAAAGGAGAGCAAAGAGGCUUUGCAAGAGGAUUUUCAACAUCUAGUUGAACAAACCGAUCUACUUUGGCAGACAAGAAGUAAACUUGCUAAGAUGCGGCAGAGCAGGUCGGAGGCUCGAUGGACUGCUUUGACGAAUGCGUUUACCUAUCUAUUUGCACCCAUUACAAUAAUUUCCGGGAUCUACGGUAUGAAUGUAUCUGAGAUAUCCGGCUCAGAUACGAAUCCGAAUAUUUGGCAAUUCUUCGUUGCUGUGUUCGUGUUCAACCUUUUGAUGGUAGCGGCGUUGUCUAUCUAUAACUUCAUACAGAUUCAUAUGAAGCAUGGGAGGGUUGCUGGAGUGAAGGAGGUUCUGUCUUUCGCAGUUGGGAGGACGAAUCUAAAUCGCCCCAAAGCUGAGAAAUAA